AUGUGCCUGACUGAAGCUUUCCAAUGUGCUAUGGAAACUGGAUUCAAUUACUCUAACCAGUGUGGUAACAGCGAGGAACAGCAGCAGAAGACCCUGCAGGAUCUCUGUACUAUAACAAUUACAUCCUCUGACAGCAGUUGUAAGAACCCCUCCUUUUCAGCUGCCAUCUUGGGAAUUGUAUGGGCCUUUCUUACCAGCGGAGUCCUGCUCAGUUUCUUCUUUCUCAUCUUCACAAUUCACUUCAGAAAGAACAGGAUUGUGAAGUUGUCAAGUCCAAACCUGAAUGUAGUGACCCUGCUGGGCAGUGGCUUGACUUACAGCAGUGCUUACCUCUUUGGAAUCGAAAAACAGAACUCAUUGACCAGACCAUCCAUGGAGAUGCUUGUUCAGGUGAGAGUCAGCUUGUUGUGUAUUGGAGUCUCUCUGGCUUUUGGUCCCAUUCUAGGAAAAAGCUGGCGAUUGUAUAAAGUGUUCACUCAGCGAGUUCCAGAUAAGAGAGUGAUUAUCAAAGAUUUUCAGCUUCUCGUGAUGGUGUCCAUGUUAGUUGUGGCUGACAUCAUCCUGCUUUUAAUAUGGAUCUUAAUGGAUCCAGUCCAGUGUCUUCAAAAUCUCAAAGCAGAUCUGAAGGUGACUGAGAGAGGCUUGACUUGCACAGUAAGCCAUGGACCUUUCUGUACAUCUCUACACUCUGAUCUUUGGCUUACUCUUUUUCUGGGAUUUAAGGGCACCCUACUGAUCUAUGGAGCCUACCUUGCUGGUCUGACAGAUGAUCUCAGCUGUUCACCAGUCAACCAGUCCCUCACCCUAAUCAUUGGGAUAGCUAUUAUUUUUCUCUCUACUGGCAUUAUACUUGUAGUGAAUCGUUUUUUCCUCUUGUGGCACAACCUAGUAUUUGGAUUUACCUCAGGAGGAAUCUUUGUCUGUACAUCUACAGUAAACUGUUUGAUCUUUAUUCCGCAGCAGGUCAGAAAAUGUAAGUCUUUUGAAACACAGAAAGAUGACAUGGCCAAGUAUUUUACCAGCUCAAGCAAGAACUUUCACUCUACAAUGUACAAGGAUGAAGAGAUUUACCAGCUGUUGGGGGAGAAGAAUUCCAUGAUGCAAUGGCUGGCAGAGAAAGAUUCAGCAAUAGCAAGCCUUCAAGAACAAGUGAAUAAUGCUAAGGAGAAGCUGAUGAGACUUGUGACUGCAGAAGACAACUACAAUGCCGUUGACUCUCAAUUUCCUUCUGCCUCCAACUCUGCAGUCAAUUGUUCUUACCUGGCAACUGACGACCCAACAAGACAUCUUUUUUCAUCUGGCCUCUCAAAUUUACAGUGCAGACCAAGAUUGUUUAGUGAAAAAGAUUUUGCUGAUGAUCAGGAAUGCACAAAUCUACAUCAACAGAACAUACUCCCAGAAAUUACUGCUGUGUACAGAUCACUGAAUGGAUACAAGGAUGUUGCUGGCCAUUUAAGUGCUAAAGGUGAUCAAGAUCAAUGGCACACUAGAUACACCACCACACUUAGUAUGGAUACCGUACAGGAACCACUCAGACAGUCUCUCUCCACACUGAGUGGAGAAGCAAAGCAGCCACCUGUGCCCCAGAAGCACCUCCCAGGGAUCAGCUAUGUGAGCAGUGAAAAGCUUCAAGAAAUCUUGCAAGAGCUAAGUAUGAACAACAUUAGUGUUACCCAGAUGUCUCCCGGGGGACCUGAGCAAAGUGCAGAUUGCGAAAUGUGCACAAUAUGGAAACCACAGGAGAUUCAGGCAGAUUUUAUGAAGGCUGGUCCUUGUAAGUUAAGACAAGAGAAGGAACUCCCCAUCCAUAUGCCUGGCCCUGUGACCCCUGAUACUUUGCAUAUUGUGAGCAAAACAACCAGCAGAAGGCAAAGAAGCUUCAGUGGAUUAACAGAAUUUCCUCAGACUGCGGCAAGUGACACCAAAGGUAGAGGUUUGUUACAUCAGCCACCGUCUUCGCCAUCACCAGUGCUUAAUAAAACACUUAACCACAAGAAUGAAAACUGGUUCAAAUGUUCAACCAAUGAAGGGCACAAGUGGCUGUUAGAUAAGCACCAAAUGGAGAAUGGUGUGUCCACGCUUUAUCAUAGCCGCUCCAGGAGCCUCCAUCAGCAGCAGAAUUUUCUGACACACACAGUAUUGCCCCCCCUUUCCUCUCAGCACUUUUGUCCUGAUUCUGAUUCUGGCAGCAGUUCCUCUGGGAGGGCAACCCACUGCCAUCACAGACAACGUUGUGAAGUUUGCCACUGCAGCCUAUCUUCCUCUAGUGAUAGCUGUAUCACAGAUACAGAUCCUGAACUUGAUAUAGCCCUAGGCUAUUCUGCAAAACAUUUUGGUAAACCUCAGCCAAUUGUGAACUUCCAUGAGGAUUUGGAGCCCACCUAUGUGUAA
Molecule: messenger RNA, 2391 nt
Organism: Rhineura floridana
Lineage: Eukaryota; Metazoa; Chordata; Lepidosauria; Squamata; Rhineuridae
Gene: GPR156
Product: G protein-coupled receptor 156
Exons: 9
Coding region: 1-2391 (796 amino acids)
Biological process (GO): gamma-aminobutyric acid signaling pathway; G protein-coupled receptor signaling pathway
Cellular component (GO): G protein-coupled receptor heterodimeric complex; membrane
Molecular function (GO): G protein-coupled GABA receptor activity
Source: RefSeq, a predicted model, not a curated record